Trichomonas vaginalis G3 is the source of this 897-nucleotide messenger RNA. RefSeq names its product phospholipase-related family. Bases 1 to 897 code for a protein of 298 amino acids. The record is from RefSeq and is a predicted model, not a curated record. Gene Ontology annotation, molecular function: lipase activity. Gene Ontology annotation, cellular component: membrane. Lineage: Eukaryota; Parabasalia; Trichomonadida; Trichomonadidae. The transcript has a single exon.
AUGGAAAAUAAUGAACCUAAUUUCUCAUUUGAUUACGAUGGAGAAGAUUUCACAGUACAAGUGGGAAAUGAAUCUCUAAGAGGCUGCUAUUGGAUUCCUCAAAAUCGCGUUGUAGAAUUUUUGGUAAUUUAUGUUCACGAUAUUGGAUCAUUUGGCAGCCAAAACCAUGAUGUAUAUGAUGCAAUAAACCAGCGUGGUGGUGCAGUAUUUGUUUGCGAUCACUUGGGCCAUGGAAGAUCCCCAGGACCAAGAUUAGCACUAACAAUACAUGAUAUAACGAAAGAAAUCUCAGCAAUGAUAACUUACGCUAUUAGUACAUAUAAGAACGUCCCAGUUUAUUUAUAUGGUCCAGCUGCUGGAGCUCUUGCGAUUUUAGCUUUCAUACUUGAGAAAUCACAAAAUCAUGAACAUGUUAGUGGAGUUGUUUUAGAAGCUCCAUGGGUUGGAGCUUGGGAACAACGCGAAAUAGGAGUUUUCGAAACAACAUUUUUGUUAUUAAUGAAUAAGAUUAUGCCAAACUACAUUUUCGACUUGAAAUUCACAAGAUAUACAAAUGAAACAUUUAAGAGAUUUAUAGACAUGUCCGAAAAAUGCCCUUUAUACUUCCCUUACAUGACUCCAAAAUUUUACAUAUCAGCAAUGCAAACAAUUACAAAUGUUCGUGCCAGAUACGAAACUUGGCCUAAUAACAUACGCCUACACGUUGCUUGCGCUAGAGAUGAUACAGUUUUCAUUUCUACUCAAGUUAUCGAGUUUAUGAAUGGAAUUAAACGCGCAGUGAAAGCGGCCGAUGGAAAAAUAUAUAAUUCUGGUCACCUUAUUACUAAAGGACGCGAAAGAGAAAGAUUCUUGCAAGAUAUUAUUAAUUUCUUCACUCAGAAUCAAAAGAAAAAAUAA